AUGAUGCAAACACUUGAACAUCGUAACGAUCAUUAUAAUAAUUCAGAAAAUCAGCAUGACCCUGAUGGUUUCACUACAUCAUCUUUGCACAAAGACAUGGAACGAAGCCAAGACCCCACACCUCAACAUUGGGCAAUGAUGAAAUCUUCAUCGCCAACAUCGUCAUCGUGUUGGAACGGAUUCUAUGAAGUCUUACUUCAUUGUUUACAGUCCUUGAGAAGAAUGAUGUUUGUUCUUAUUAGCCACAACGAGAAUAACGCUACAUUGAUACCAAUCGUGGACCCCCAUUCUCCCAAGUCUCCUCCUACAAGUCCUAGGAAUGAACAAAUGAUAAUCGAUCCUUUCCCACCCACUGUUGUUGAUGACACAGCAGUUUCCAAAAUAUCAAGUUCUGAUUCGUAUAUUGAUGACAAAAACUUGAAAGCUAGAGAGAAUAAUUCUGUUCCACCAAUUUUGAAUUCGCCCUCUCAAACUGUAGUUUUUCACACCGAUUCCGUGGAUAGUGAAGGAGGGUUGCAAACACAUCCAUCCAUUGACGACAAUAAUUCAUCUCUGUCUUCAAAUGCAUCACUUGCUUCGGCAUCUUGCGCAAGUUCUUCCUUUUCCUCGUGUGAAGAUUUACAUACCUUUCUUGAAUAUGGACGAAGGCAGAGUUUGUUUGAGCCUGGUGAGUAUGUUUCGGUGAUGACAGAAAUAUUAGAUUCGGAGCAAUGUAAAAGAAAGAAACAAGCGCAGCUACAUUUUGAUGGGUUACAACUUCAAUGA
Naegleria lovaniensis is the source of this 765-nucleotide messenger RNA. RefSeq lists its product as uncharacterized. The record is from RefSeq and is a predicted model, not a curated record. NCBI's taxonomy places the organism in Eukaryota, Heterolobosea, Eutetramitea, Acrasida, Naegleriidae. The transcript has a single exon. The coding region runs from base 1 to 765 and encodes 254 amino acids.